UGUUUACAUUUUGUUCAUUGAUUAACAUUUGGUGAUCAUCUUGUCAAUUUAAUUGUUAUAUUUAAUUGUCUUUCCGUUUAACUAUGGAUUUAUUUCCUGUUUUCACGGGAAAACAAAAGAUUGGUCCACUUGAUCGGCCAUUACCGAAGGUGAAAUAUGAGAUUAGUGUGAAUGCAUUUGCAUUUUUAUUCUCAGAAGUGGUUCAGUACUGUCAUAGUAAAGUGUAUACAGUUCCCGAGUUACAGAAAAAACUUUCAGAGAUGGGUUAUCAUAUUGGACAACGAAUGGUUGAUUUAAUAUUUCUUCGAGAGAAAAAUUUCAAAAGAGAAACUAAACUAAUCAACAUGCUGAUAUUCAUUAAAACUAACCUGUGGAAAACAUUGUUUGCCAAAGAUGCUGAUAAAUUGGAGCACUCAAAUGAUGAUCCAACAACAUAUUAUAUCAUAGAAAGUGAUCCAAUCGUCAACAAGUAUAUUUCAUACAAUAGAGAUAAAGGUAGUUUAAAUUGUGCUUCUUUCAUCGGUGGUAUAAUCGAAGCUGUUUUAAACGAAACUGGUUUCAAUGCUAAAGUUACAGUUCACUGGCACAAAGGAACCACUUUCAUGAUUAAAUUUGAUCAAGCUGUAAUCGACCGAGAUAAAGCCAAGGAAUAAGUGAAACAAAGAUCACAAAUUGAGAUCACAAUUAAUGGUGUUUUUAUAAUUUUAAUCUCAAACAGAAAAUCAAAAUUCCUCAAAAUUAAUAAAUUAUAAUUUACAAUUAAAA
Messenger RNA from Panonychus citri (citrus red mite), 765 nucleotides. RefSeq names its product trafficking protein particle complex subunit 5-like (gene Trs31). NCBI's taxonomy places the organism in Eukaryota, Metazoa, Arthropoda, Arachnida, Trombidiformes, Tetranychidae. The record is from RefSeq and is a predicted model, not a curated record. Gene Ontology annotation, biological process: endoplasmic reticulum to Golgi vesicle-mediated transport. Gene Ontology annotation, cellular component: TRAPPII protein complex; TRAPPIII protein complex; TRAPPI protein complex. The transcript has 6 exons. Bases 84 to 653 code for a protein of 189 amino acids.